GGACACAAAGAGAGGAUAAGGAAGAUAGUCAUCCGUCCAGGUCCAGCCCCUGGAGUGGCCAUGGCGGCCGCCGUCCAUGUCCAUGUCCACCUCCACCACCAUUACCACAUCCCCCUCCUCUGUCCGCCGCCUCGCCGGACCGGCCUCUUCUUGUCGCCGUGGCGCGCUCUCUCUCUCCCGCUCCCGCUCCCGCUCCCGCCCGCCCGCCUCCGAUCCUCCUUCCCCGCCCCCACCUCCCACCCGGCCGUCGCCGGCACAGAUGAGUGGGAGGCCAAGGCGGAGUUCGUGGUGGUCACGUUCUACAAGCUGGUGCCCGUGGAGGACCCCCGCGCCGAGGUCGCCGCGCACCUCCACUUCCUCCAGGGACGCGACAUAGACAUACAGGGUCGCAUCUACAUGAACCAGCAGGGGAUCAACGCUCAGUACAGUGGUCCGCGCAAAGAUGCAAUGGCGUACGCUGAUUGGGUCAGGAAAGAUCGGCGUUUCUCUGAUAUACUCAUCCAAAUUUCGCCAGCGUUAAGCGGGCAUGCUUUUCCUCGGCUCAAACUGCGCUACAAACAAUCUCUUGUUCAGUUGGAAGGAGGGAGUUGUCAUCUUCCUUUGGUGGAACCUAGCAUGCGCGCUUCACCACUGACCCCAUCCGAGUGGAGGGAGAAGCUUGAAGCUAGGAAACGCCUUGAAACCGGAGCACCUGGAGAUACCUCUGAAGGACGAAAGCUUUUGCUCCUUGACGUUAGGAAUGACUAUGAAUGGGACAUUGGACAUUUUGAAGGAGCCAAGAGGCCUAACGUGGACUGCUUCAGAAGCACUUCAUUUGGGCUGUCAAACUCAGAGCAGGAGAUGGAUUCGACGGACCCUCUGCAUGGAGUAGACAAAGAGAACACAGACAUAUUAAUGUACUGCACGGGUGGCAUAAGAUGCGACGUCUACUCAACGAUCUUGAGGGAGAAGGGUUUCGGGAACCUGUACACUCUGAAGGGGGGCGUGUCCAACUACCUCAAGAGCCAAGGGAGCGCGGAGUGGGUGGGUAACCUGUUUGUGUUCGACGACCGGCUCUCCCUGCCACCGGCCAAGUUUGCAGAGGCAGAAGCCGCAGCAGAAGAAGGGGGUGCCGACAACGGGGAUCUGUCGUCGUCUCGGUGGCUGGGGCGGUGCUACGUGUGCGGGUCGGAGGUGGAGGAGCUGAGGCACCGCAACUGCGCCAGCAUCGACUGCAACCGCCUCUACCUGUGCUGCGGUGGGUGCUUGGAGGAGCUGAGGGGCUGCUGCUGCUCGGAGUGCAUGGGCGCGCCACGACUGCGGCGGCUGCUGCCGGGGCACCAGAGAUACGACAAGUGGCAUCUGUACCGCGAUGACGCCUCGACCAUCUCUAGCUGAGCUGAGCAUCAUCCGGUGCAGUGCACUAGUUGCUCGAUUACAGAAGGUUUGCAAGUAGCUAUCUCUCUCUGUUUCUCUCGUGUAUACUACUAUUACUACUACUACUACUACUACUACUACUACUACUACUUGUGUUUCAGAAGAUAGACAAACAUGUAGGAAGCAACAGUAAGUGGCUGGAGUAAAAUUCUUUUGUGCCUUCAAGAGGAAACAUUUUCUUGCAUUCUGAUU
This is a messenger RNA of Triticum dicoccoides, 1608 nucleotides long. Its product is annotated as rhodanese-like domain-containing protein 8, chloroplastic. Bases 61 to 1377 code for a protein of 438 amino acids. The record is from RefSeq and is a predicted model, not a curated record. The transcript is spliced from 8 exons. NCBI's taxonomy places the organism in Eukaryota, Viridiplantae, Streptophyta, Magnoliopsida, Poales, Poaceae.